Messenger RNA from Poecilia reticulata (guppy), 3013 nucleotides. Lineage: Eukaryota; Metazoa; Chordata; Actinopteri; Cyprinodontiformes; Poeciliidae. The record is from RefSeq and is a predicted model, not a curated record.
GCCUCCGCAUCCACCUGCUAGCGCCCUGCCUCUCCCCCACAGUCACACAGGAGCUUCCAACUUUCCAGCGCGCCACGCACAGCGCGCUGUCGGACCUUAUCUCUCACCGCGGGGACUUUUUCUUUUACCUUUUCUGCUCGCUUUUUUCUUUUGCACUACUCCCACGAGAUGUUGGCUGCGCUCGUGCGAGGAGAGCAUGUAUUCGCCUCGCGCUCUCGGACAAUGAUGAAUUAGAGAAACAUUUUAUGUUCUCUCUCCCUGACUGCUCACUGACAACUCCGGGGCCAACACGCGCGCGCUCUGCGCAGGUAUACAGACGGCCCCGCCACCGCACCCCUGAAUGCAACACGGGCCGCUGAAGAGCCGCGCAGGGAUUUUCUAUUAUUAUUGAUUUCAGCUUAGAGAAAGAGAGAGAGAGAGAGAGUGAUCGAUCUGUUGGGAUUGGCUUUUUCAGUGGCUUGCAGGGUUGGAUCUGAACUUGUAUUACGGAAAGCUGUGAGAUUUAAAGAGAGAGCGUGCCGUUGGAGGUUUGUCCACCAUGAGGCUGGAUGAUAUGUGGACGGUGCUCGUCCUCCUGGUGCUGUCCAGCUUCACUUCGGGGAAUCAAAUCAGCAGCAACGAAGUAGUUGCCGCACCCAGAGUCUUUAUCUCCUUCAAAGAGCUGAGGUCCACUGGUACAGCUCAUCACUUCGCCUACCUGCUGAAUGCAUCCGACUACCGGAUCCUCCGUAUGGAUGAGGACCACGACCGCAUGUAUGUUGGCAGCAAGGACCACAUCCUGUCCCUAGACCUCCAUGACAUCAACAAGAGUCCGCAUAUUAUCCAUUGGCCAGUGUCCGAACGAAGGCGGACAGAAUGCCUCGUGAGCGGGAAGGAUGCCAGCGAGGAGUGUGCAAACUUCAUCCGUCUGAUUGAGCCAUGGAACCGGACUCACCUGUACAUCUGCGGGACAGGAGCCUACAAUCCAGUCUGCACCUUCGUCAACCGUGGGCGUAAACCUCAGACGUCCAUGUAUCUGCAGAUGGCCCUGGCCAGGGGAAGGGCCAGCCGCGCGGCCGAACCCAGCGCAGUACACGACACACUUGGACUGAAGGAAGAAAUUUUCCACUUGGAGCCGGGAAAAGUGGAAUCUGGGAAGGGGAAGUGCUCCUACGACCCGAAGCUCAACAGCGUGUCAGCUUUGAUUAAUGGAGAGCUGUACGCCGGCGUCUACGUCGACUUCAUGGGAACGGACUCGGCCAUUUUCCGUACUUUGGGGACUAAAACUGCAAUGCGAACAGACCAGUACAACUCCAGAUGGUUGAAUGAUCCCACGUUCGUUCACGUGCACCUCAUCCCGGACAGCGCGGAGAGGAACGACGACAAGCUGUAUUUCUUCUUCAGGGAGAAAUCCUCCGACAUGGGUCAGAGUCCCGUGACCCAGUCCCGCAUUGGACGCAUCUGCUUGAACGACGAUGGAGGUCACUGCUGUCUGGUCAACAAGUGGAGCACCUUCCUGAAGGCCAGGCUCAUCUGCUCAGUGCCCGGGACCGACGGCAUGGAAACACACUUUGACGAGCUCCGAGAUGUUUACAUCCAGCCAACUCAGGACACAAAGAACCCCGUCAUCUACGGCGUCUUCACCGUCUCUGGGUCCGUGUUCAAAGGCUCGGCCGUUUGCGUUUACUCCAUGGCCGACAUCCGCAUGGUCUUCAACGGACCCUUCGCCCACAAAGAGGGUCCCAAUUACCAGUGGGUGGCGUAUACGGGGAAGAUUCCCUACCCUCGCCCCGGCACUUGCCCUGGAGGAACAUUUACGCCCAGCAUGAAGUCCACAAAGGACUACCCAGAUGAAGUGAUCAACUUCAUGAGGAAUCACCCUGCCAUGCACAACGCAGUCUACCCAGUGCACAAGCGCCCCCUGGUGGUCCGAACCAACGUGGACUAUGAGUUCACCACCAUCUCAGUGGACCAGGUGACGGCUGCAGACGGCAACUAUGAAGUGCUCUUCUUAGGAACUGACAAGGGAACAGUUCAGAAAGUCAUCGUCCUGCCCAGGGACGACCUGCAGACCGAGGAGCUGGUUCUGGAGGAGGUUGAAGUUUUUAAGGUUCCCACUCCUAUAACGACGAUGAAGAUCUCAUCCAAAAGGCAACAGCUGUACGUGUCCUCUACGGUCGGCCUGACCCAGCUGGCCCUCCACCGGUGCGACGUUUACGGCGAGGCGUGUGCCGACUGCUGCCUGGCCAGAGAUCCGUACUGCGCCUGGGACGGCAAGUCCUGCUCCCGGUACUCGGCCUCACAGAAGAGGCAAUACUGGUCUGACCCAUUUAGACGUAGCCGGAGGCAGGACGUCCGGUACGGGAACCCCAUCCGACAGUGCAGAGGCUUCAACUCCAACGCCAAUAAGAACACGCUGGAAAUGGUGCAGUAUGGGGUGGAGGGCAGCAGCACCUUCCUGGAGUGCCAGGCCCGAUCUCCGCAUGCCGUCAUUAAAUGGCACCUGCAGAGAGACAACAGUGACCGCAGGAAAGAGAUGCGCUCCGACGGGCGGAUUCUGAAGACCGAGCAGGGCCUGCUGCUGCGCUCUCUGCAGCCGUCGGACUCCGGCAUGUACCAGUGCACCGCCACCGAGAAGAACUUCAAGCACACGCUGGUGAAGCUGCAGCUGGUCGUGCUGUCGGGCCGCGCCGUCAACAACGCGCUGGUGGACAGCGGUGGCGGCGGGGGGCUGGUGCCGUCGUCCCUUCACUCGGCCGGCGCCCAGUGGACCCCCAGCGCGGGCCAGUACAAGGACCUGCUGACCAUUCUGAGCCAGCCCGAGAUGAGCCUGAUCAACCAGUACUGCCAGGACUACUGGCAGUUCGGAGACCCGCUGCUGGGAGCGCUCAAGGCGAAAGACCUGAAGGAGCUCAAGGAGCAGAAGAAACCCCGCAACCGUCGGCAUCACAGGGAGCAACAUGAGGAGGAGGAGGAGGAAGAGCAGCAGGGAGUAGAGACAUGAGGAAGCUGACUGUGUGUUUGAAACACAACC